GACAUGUCUGCCGGUAUAAAACCACAGAGCGGCCCUUCGGUCGAGAAGCACUGGUGUAUUAGAGGAAAAUGUAUCGUCUCGGCCAACAGUCUAUCUCCAAGAUCGCCUUCGAUUUCUUUUUAUCCACUGUGCCACGGGAACGUUUUCACUUUGCUAGACAGUACAAUAAAAGCUGGUCGUGUAUUGGCUGAUUUUUGAUCAAAUCUUUUAUAUUAAAUUGCACGAAAAUGCCAAGGAACAAGAAGAAGAACGGCAAAGGGGGCCAGCAUGGAGCUGUGCAGCCUUUCAGUGAUGAGGACGCCUCCAUCGAGACACUCAGUCAUUGCAGCAGCUUAAGUGACGUCACAAGUGUGGCAGAUGAAGGUGGAGAGGCAAGUGAGGACACCGCCCAGGAGGAUUUCCAGUAUAAGCUGAAGGGGUUUAUAGACAGCACUGUGGAUAAGAGUGCCAAGACGAGACAAGGGGCUCUGGACGGUCUCAAGACGGCAAUGGCCACUCGGAUCCUGUACGAGUUCAUCUCGGAGCGAAGGAUGACCAUCACAGACAGCAUUGAGCGUUGCCUCAAGAAAGGUAAAGGCGAGGAGCAGAGGGCGGCGGCGUCUUUAGCGUGCUUGCUGUGUAUUCAGUUGGGAUCGGGAAUCGAGAGCGAGGAGGUGUUCAAGACUCUAAAGCCCAUCUUCAAAAACAUCCUGGCAGAUGGGUCAGCUAACAUCCAAGCGAGACAAGCUGUGGCGACAAGUUUGGGGCUCUGUACGCUUGUUGCAGAGGAUGACAUCUUGGACGUGCAGGCGACCAUGGAGUGCUUCGAGAGCCUGUUCACCCGGUCCUACGCCCGGGCGGAUGGAACCUGUCCUUCCAUCAGUCCGCAGAUGAGCCAGCUGCACGUCAACGCCCUGCUGUCCUGGGCCCUGCUGCUCACCAUCUGCUUGGCCAGUCAGCUCAAAGGCGUCCUGAAAACACACCUGCCCAGGCUGCAACGGCUGCUGGAGAGCGACGACGUCAACAUGAGGAUCGCUGCUGGGGAGACGAUCGCUUUGCUCUUCGAGCUAGCCAGAGACAUCGAUUCUGAAUUUGAGUUUGACGAGUGGGAGGAACUGUGCAAUAAGCUGAACGCUUUAGCUACCGACUGCAACAAGCACCGAGCCAAGACCGACAAGAGGAAGCAGAGGUCUGUGUUCAGGGACGUACUAAAAGCUGUUGAGGAGGGGGACUUCCAAUCGGAGACGAUUCGCUUCGGAACAGAGCGCAUGACCAUCGACAGCUGGGUCAGAAAGAGGACCUAUGAUGCUUUCAGAGAGUUUGUGGGAUCUGGGAUGAACUACCACCUUCAGGGCAAUGAGUUCAUCCGGGACGUGUUUGAACUGGGGCCGCCCAUUUUGGUCGAUUCAGCCACAAUGAAGGCCAUGAAAAUCUCUCGCUUCGAAAGGCAUCUCCACAACUCUGCUGCCUUCAAGGCUCGGACCAAGGCCAGAAGCAAGUUCAGAGACAAGAGGGUGGAUGUGGGAGAAUUUUAAGAUUUUUGUCGUUUUCACUAUUUGUUGAAUUUGUUUACUCUUUUAAGCCACUUUUAGGAGGAAUUC
This is a messenger RNA of Poecilia latipinna (sailfin molly), 1580 nucleotides long. RefSeq names its product interferon-related developmental regulator 1 (gene ifrd1). NCBI's taxonomy places the organism in Eukaryota, Metazoa, Chordata, Actinopteri, Cyprinodontiformes, Poeciliidae. The transcript is spliced from 12 exons. Gene Ontology annotation, cellular component: nucleus. The coding region runs from base 228 to 1514 and encodes 428 amino acids. The record is from RefSeq and is a predicted model, not a curated record.